Messenger RNA from Xenia sp. Carnegie-2017, 1934 nucleotides. Its product is annotated as beta-2 adrenergic receptor-like. NCBI's taxonomy places the organism in Eukaryota, Metazoa, Cnidaria, Anthozoa, Malacalcyonacea, Xeniidae. Gene Ontology annotation, molecular function: G protein-coupled receptor activity. Gene Ontology annotation, cellular component: membrane. The record is from RefSeq and is a predicted model, not a curated record. Gene Ontology annotation, biological process: G protein-coupled receptor signaling pathway.
AUUUUUAAAAUUCAUUUCCCAGAGCUAUCGAGAAGAAAUCAUUUGAAAAAUUUAUGUUCAUUUCCAACUUCAAUUUCUGUUCAUAAACGGAUCGAAAAUCGAAAAAUCGAGUAAUACUUAUGUAAUGUUUGUCGUGUCAACAAUCCUUUGUGUCAACGUGUUUCAAGAGUGAAGACCUCUUUAAUAGCACCCAAAAUGGAUGGCUUUAACAAUACGACCACGGAAAACAGUCAGCUUCCUGGCACCCUCUUUCGCGUCGUCUUCUGGUGCAGCCUGGGAGUCGUAGAAGCACUCUCGUUGCUUGGUAACAUCAUAAUAAUCUACAUCAUUAUAACUCACAAAAACCUUCACACGAACACCAACUGGUUUCUCUUGUCUUUGGCGAUUUCUGAUCUUGGCGUGCCAUUGUUUAUCAUUCCGUCACAUCUUCUUUGCACCGAGACCAGUUUACCUUGUAAAAACAGUGUUGUGACGGCUUUGUACAAUUUCAUAUUGUUCGCUUCUGUUCUAAAUCUAUGUGCUUGCACCUCAGAAAGGUACAUCGCCAUUUUACAUCCGUUCAAGUAUGUGCAUUACGUGAACAAGAAACGUGUCCUGGAAGUUAUCGCCAAUGUAUGGUUGAUACAUUCCCUUGCAAUCAUACCUUUGAUCCACGCAAAACCCGAAGUGUCCAUACUCGUCAAUCGUAUUUACUGGUUGACGCAAGUUGCGCUUUUUAUGAUAAUUCCAAGUUUGGUGAUGCUGGCUGCCUUUUGGCGUAUUUAUGGUGUUGCAAAGUGGCAUGCCAACCAAAUUCGUAGAAUGAGUCUUAUUACAGAAGAAGACACUCACGGUGGAAGGCAAAAACUUGUAUUGGAAGCUAAGUCGACUUUAAAAGUUUACGGUUUGGUUGUUGUUGUAUUUAUUUUAGGCUGGUUGCUUUCUGCUUAUCGGAUGAUAGUAAAAUAUUUUUUGCUUCGACCAGUUCCCGUGAAGAUAAAUUAUAUAUCAAGGUUCCUCCUUGUGUUAAACGCAUCGAUAAAUCCGUUUAUUUACGGUCUGCAGAAGCUGGACAUAAAGAACGAGUUUCUGAAUGUACUUAGAAAGAAACAGAUCAAUAUGGGUUCAUCUAGUGCGAGCAAUGGUAACAGUGCCAAUGAUUGCAUUCGUAAUGAUAUUGCUAUUGUCUGAGAAGACUUGUGUGACGAACUAGGACAGGCUAUAACAUGCUCUAUAAACAGCAGCUAUACUACUUUCAAACAGAAUGUAGUACUCUGCCAAGGUCUUGGGACGAGUUGUGAAGAUGUAGUUUUUUACCAAAAAAUCUUCCAAUUGCUCCAAACCCAAUCUAAGGUACAAAGUCUCGAUGAGAUUUAAAUUCAAAAUUACGAACGUGCUCAACACGAAAUUAAACUGCGACAUUCAAAACGUGAGUAGCUCCAGGGGCUUUGGUCGAACCGCAAUAGUUUGCCCUAGGUCUGGUGCCAAUAAUCUUUUGAUUGGACGAUUUCAGCUGUCUUGAUAAUCUCAAACAUUUCUAAAUGUUACAUUAUUAAAGAAUGGUUACAAUGGUAAACGGAAAGAAUGUGAAAGAAACGCAGCCGUCUCCAUAAGAAUAGUUUGGAACAAUUAGUUCACAUCAUAGUUCAUGUAAAUGUUUAUUUCAAAUUUCUAAAAGAAGUCUUUUGGGAACUUUCGGCUUAGCGUUCUUAUUAUCUUGGGUAUUUUGGUUUUCUGUUAAGUUUGUUGGGUUUCAGAGUCCUCGGGUUUGUAUUAGUGUUUAGAACAUUUGGGAACUGUAAAUUUUGGCUUUUCAUUUCGGCUUUCAAUGAACAUUUAGGUUUUUCAUUCCGGGAAAAAGAUGAUUUUUAAUGGAUCACAAAGCAAAUAAUCGCGAAAAAUCAGCAUUAGUGAAGUAAAUUUGGUAUCUCAAUAAAGUAAUACUUCAAACGGAA